CGGUGUUGGACGUGCUGUGGGAGGACAGAGAUGUCCGCUUCGACAUCUCCCCGCAGCAAAUGAAAAUGAGACCUGGAGAGGUUCUUAUAGACUGCUUAGAGUCUGUUGAAGAUACCAAAGGAAACAAUGGAGACAGAGGUAGACUGCUUGUGACAAAUUUGCGGAUUAUUUGGCGCUCAUUGUCAUUGCCCAGAGUCAAUCUCUCUGUUGGUUACAACUGCAUUAUAAAUAUAACUACAAGAACUGCCAACUCAAAAUUACGAGGGCAGACAGAAGCUCUGUAUAUAUUGACUAAGUGUAACAAUACACGGUUUGAAUUCAUAUUUACCAAUGUUGUCCCUGGGAGUCCCAGACUCUUCACUUCAGUUAUCGCUGUACACAGAGCUUAUGAAACUUCUAAAAUGUAUCGUGAUCUGAAGCUGAGAAGUGCAUUGAUUCAAAACAAGCAACUGAGAUUAUUACCACAAGAACAAAUAUAUGAUAAAAUCAAUGGAGUUUGGAAUUUAUCAAGUGACCAGGGAAAUUUGGGAACGUUUUUUGUUACUAAUGUGAGAAUAGUUUGGCAUGCAAAUAUGAAUGACAGCUUUAAUGUCAGCAUACCAUAUCUACAAAUUCGUUCAAUAAAAAUAAGAGACUCAAAGUUUGGGUUGGCACUUGUGAUAGAGAGUUCUCAGCAGAGUGGAGGAUAUGUACUUGGUUUUAAAAUAGACCCCGUGGAGAAACUACAGGAGGCAGUGAAAGAAAUUAAUUCACUUCACAGGGUUUAUUCAGUUAACCCUAUAUUUGGAGUGGAUUAUGAAAUGGAAGAAAAGCCUCAAUCUCUUGAAGACCUAACAGUGGAGCAAGUUCAAGAUGAUGUGGAAAUCGAAUCUGAUGAACAUACAGAUGCUUUUGUGGCUUACUUUGCUGAUGAAAACAAGCAACAUGAUCGGGAGCCUGUUUUUUCAGAAGAACUAGGACUUGCAAUAGAGAAGCUAAAGGACGGAUUCACACUCGAGGGACUCUGGGAAGUAAUGACCUGAUUUAGAUCAGUACAUGUUUGUUUCCUAAGCAAGGAAGGACUCUCACUUCUUACCGGGCUUGUGAGAUCCAUAGAAAACAAUUGAGAAAUACCAGAGUAGAGGAGAAAGAACAUCCUAA
Molecule: messenger RNA, 1140 nt
Organism: Phaethon lepturus (White-tailed tropicbird)
Lineage: Eukaryota; Metazoa; Chordata; Aves; Phaethontiformes; Phaethontidae
Gene: BBS5
Product: Bardet-Biedl syndrome 5
Exons: 12
Coding region: 60-1022 (320 amino acids)
Biological process (GO): intracellular transport; cilium assembly
Cellular component (GO): BBSome; ciliary basal body
Molecular function (GO): phosphatidylinositol-3-phosphate binding
Source: RefSeq, a predicted model, not a curated record